AUGAAUGAUGAUGAAGGAUUUAUUUCUGAAGAAUCAGAUUAAAAUAAUUAUUAAUUAAAACUACCCAAAGAAAUCUUCAUUGAUACUUCUAUCAAUAUUCAAUUACCCAUACAUAAUAUUUAACAUAAAUGUGUCUAUUUAAAACAUAAACAAACAUCAUCAUAUAAUUUCAAAUAUCAUUUUAAUGGAUUACUAUUAGAUGAUUAUAAUAAACUAAUCAAAUCUCAACCAAUUAUAAACAAUGGAAUGUUUAAUUCAGAUUUUGAAUCAGCUAAUCUAUAUGCAGCAUAUCAAAUCAAAAAUAAUGAAUUUAAUUUAAUUUUAUAAGAUGAUACAAAUACUGUUGGCUAUUCAUAAUGGUUUUAUUUUGAAGUCAAUAAUUUAUAAGGUCAAAUCCUCACUCUUCAUAUAAUUAAUUUAGUAAUCAUCCUUAAUCUUAUUUAGGUUAAAGAAUAUAAAUUACUAAAACAAGGUCUUUCAGUAAUGAUUAAAGUUGGCUCUGAAUGGGAACCCCUUCAAACUCAUGUUAAAAUCAAAACUUCCCAAUUUUAUAAAUUAAAAGUACUUAAUCAUUUUUUUUUGUUAGUACCCUACUUAAAUGUGUUAAUUAUAUUAAUUAACUAUUAUCAUUCCAUCUAAACAUAAAUAAUUCAAAUUAUCUCUUAAUAAUCCUUAUACUAAUUCAGAUCUUUAGGCUUUUCUUAAAAAUGAUUAUUAAAUCCUUACUACUUCACUCUCUGGUCUUAAAAUACCCAUACUCAAAUUUGGCUCACCAAAUAAUGAUGUUAUUCUUGUAAUAGCUCGUUAACAUCCUGGUGAAACUGUAUCAUCUUUUGUUUGUUAAGGCUUUUUAAGUGCUCUUUAAAAAGAUAAUUUACUUACUAACUUAUUUCACUUUAUUGUCAUCCCACUUUUUAAUCCUGAUGGUGUACAAUAUGGCAAUUUUAGAUGUGAUUUAAGUGGUAAAGAUUUAAAUAGAUCAUGGCAUAAACCUAAUCCAUAAUUACAUUUUCAAAUUAUUGAAACCAAAAAUCUCCUUAAAAAUAUUAUUUAAACUAGAAAUAUAGUUUGCUUUAUUGAUUUGCAUGGACAUUCAAAAAAGUAUUUAUUUUAUUUACACUAGAUUAAACUCUUUUAUGUAUGCUUGUAGAGGAGAUUAAGAUGCUGUCUAAUGUAGGAUUCUACCUUCAAUAUUUUCAUAUAAUAGUAAAUUCUUUGAUUUUCAUUCUUGUACAUUCUCUCUAGAACCAUGUAAAAUGAAAACUGCUAGAGCCUUUGUAUAUAAAUUAGUUAAAAAAUAUUAUCCAAAUGAAGUUCAUGAUAUAUUUACACUAGAAACUAGUUUCUUUGGAUAUAAUGAAUUUUAUUAAAUCAAACAAUUUACUCCACACGAUCUUUUGUAAAUUGGUUGCGAUCUUUACAAAAGUUUAUUACUCUAUUAUACAAAUUUUACCUAUAAAUAACAGGUAGCUCUAGAAUUAGAAAAAAAUAGACAAUAAUUCCACCAUUAGGAUCUUUAUCAUGUCGAAGAUCAAAGUGAUUCAGAUCCGGAGGAUGGUAUCCUUAUAUAAAAAUAAACAAAAUAAAAGAGGAGAUUUGAAAAAAAGGUUUCUAUUAAUAAAGAAAUUAAUUUCAUCAAAAAAUUAUAAUAACCCUAAUUAACAUUAGCCAAUAAUAAUAAUUAUGUUAAUAUUCGUUAUUUUUCAAUCCCCAAAAGUAAAAUUGAAAAAAGAUAAAUGAAGAGUUAAAGUUUUCAUUAAUAGAUGAAUACCACACAAUCUUAACUUAAACACUUGGAUGUUGACAUCACUCCUACAAAUAAAUAUAAAUUGAAAACACAACAAUCCAAUAAUAAUAAUUAAGAAAUGGAAUAGAGCUAAAAUUAAAUUUUGAUAUCUUCACAAAAAAGAUAAAAUUUCUAGUUUUAAAAAACUCAUAUUGUUCCUUCAAUCAAUAAUGGAUUAUCUAUUAAAGUUGUUCAAAACUAAAUUAAGAGUGAAUUACCUCAAUAAUAAUAGCACUUACCUUUUUAAUAAUAAAUAAGACUUAAUUAAUCAUUUUAAAGUACUUAAUACAAUAGUCCAGAAAAUAAGAAUUAAGUUGUGAUGUCAAAAUCUAUAUAGAAAAAAGAUACUUGGGAUCCAAGAUUGAUAUUUGAAUUUACAUAGAAAGUAAAACGAAAAAAUACAUAGAAUAAAUUUAUUUGA
This is a messenger RNA of Paramecium sonneborni, 2207 nucleotides long. Lineage: Eukaryota; Ciliophora; Oligohymenophorea; Peniculida; Parameciidae. The record is from the annotation of a GenBank genome assembly.